Molecule: messenger RNA, 261 nt
Organism: Argentina anserina (silverweed cinquefoil)
Lineage: Eukaryota; Viridiplantae; Streptophyta; Magnoliopsida; Rosales; Rosaceae
Product: metallothionein-like protein 4A
Exons: 2
Coding region: 1-261 (86 amino acids)
Molecular function (GO): zinc ion binding
Source: RefSeq, a predicted model, not a curated record
AUGGCGGAAACAGCUGGUGGUGUGAAGAUGUCGUGCAACGAGAGCUGUGGUUGCCCUGUUCCGUGCCCCGGCGACGUCUCCUGCAGGUGCGCAACCAGCACUGAGACCACGAGUGGGGAUGGACACAUGAAGUGCUCGUGCGGAGACCACUGUGGCUGCAACCCGUGCACUUGUAAUAUUAAGAGCGUCGUCUCCACCGGGGUAGGCAAGGCCUACUGCAAGUGCGGAUCUGGUUGUACCUGUGUUACGUGCUCUACCUAA